Messenger RNA from Rhizophagus irregularis DAOM 181602=DAOM 197198, 849 nucleotides. NCBI's taxonomy places the organism in Eukaryota, Fungi, Glomeromycota, Glomeromycetes, Glomerales, Glomeraceae. The record is from RefSeq and is a predicted model, not a curated record.
AUGGUGGUAAUUGAAGCGUCAUCAGGAGGUGGUGUUCGUCAUAAAAAUACAGACGGGUCGUUAAUUAUGGAACGGUCUUUAUCUGACAUCACUACACCUUAUACUCCAGCUUCCACCUCUACUUCUGUUGCUGGAAAUGAGUCGGUCUCGUUGGCGGACGAUAUUAAAAAAUAUGACACGGCUAAGCUUAUAGAUUUUUUGCGUGGGGAAAAAGACUUAGGUCUUGACGACGAAGACUUGGAGAUAAUUCGCAAGAGGAAAAUUAAUGGCCGUGCUUUUCUCAAGACGAGCAAGGAAGAAUUUGAGCGUUAUGGUUUGGAAGGAGGACCCGCGACAAAUCUUGCGGACUUCGCUAAGGAGUGUAAGGAUAAAAAAUUAAAAGCGUUCUCCUCGUACCUCAGUUUGAGUGAGGUGUUAGCGGAAUGUGGUCUUGACUCCGAUGGUAUAGAUUCUAUCCCGCUCUUUUCUCCCCCAACAUAUGAAAUUCAAGAUAGCAAUAAAGUUUUCAAGCGUUGCAUGGAAGAGAUUUUUGGCAGCCCUGGAAAAAUAUCCAAGGCAAGUGAUACCGCUUAUUCAAUCGAAUUUACAAAGAAGGCCUUGGACCCGAACUCCGAAGAAUACCUGUCAUUGCGAAAGGGCGUGAAUAAAGUUUUGAGCAUAAUCGUUGAGUUGUUGAAGGAUAGGGCGUGUGUGGAUGAUGAACCAGAAAGGAAGAAAAUUAGGAUAGAGAGUUAUCGUUCGUCCGAAGGAAAAAAUAAUUGUGUAGCAGUUAUUAGCAUAGACAUCAUUAAUCUGCGUUCCAAAUUGGAACGGACGUGGGAAGCAAAGAUAAGCGUUAAAACUGGAUAA